Tetranychus urticae (two-spotted spider mite) is the source of this 1235-nucleotide messenger RNA. RefSeq names its product FAS-associated factor 2. Gene Ontology annotation, biological process: ERAD pathway. Gene Ontology annotation, molecular function: ubiquitin binding. The record is from RefSeq and is a predicted model, not a curated record. Lineage: Eukaryota; Metazoa; Arthropoda; Arachnida; Trombidiformes; Tetranychidae. Gene Ontology annotation, cellular component: endoplasmic reticulum.
UUGAGUCAAAUGAUUUGACCAAAAUUCAAUGUAAAUGUAAACAAUCCAAUAAACAAAUCAUUGAUGUUUUAAACCAUGGAUGGAUUGGUUCGACUGAUUACAUUUCCUUUUCAAUUUAUUUAUGAAACAUUACUCAGUGCUCUCCGCUUAGCCUGGAAUUUGGUCCGUAGAAGGAUUGAUAUCGUUGAUCCAUUAGGCGAUACUUUGAAGUUUAUAUCUGAUUUUGAGUCGGUAUAUGGUACAGAACAUCCUGUUUUUUAUAGAGGAACUUAUGAGCAAGCUCUGAGUGAUGCGAAGAAGGAAUUGAAAUUUCUACUGAUUUAUCUUCAUAGCGAACAUCACCGAGAUACUCACGAUUUUUGCACUAACGUUCUAUCUCAUCAAUUGGUAAUAAACUAUAUCAACCGUAAUAAACUUCUAUUUUGGGGCUGUUCUGUCGAUUCAAGAGAAGGAUAUCGGGUUUCUGUCUUGUUGCGAGCCUCGACUACGCCUUUCCUCGCUCUUUUUGCUUUAAAAGACAAUCGAAUGAACGUUGUGCGAACUUUUUUUGGACCAACAUCAGUUGAAAGACUCUUAAGUAAUAUUCAGCAAGCAAUCGAAGAAAACGAAGGUUCCCUAAUUGCUGCUAGAUUGGAACGCCAAGAAAGAACCAUGAAUCAACGUUUGAGAGAAGAACAAGAUGUGGCCUAUAUGGAAUCACUUCGUGCUGAUCAGGAGAAAGAUCGCAAAAAACAAGAAGAAAAAGUUAAAAAAGAGAACGAGGAACGGGAACGUAAGCAGAAAGAGUUGGAAGAAGUCCAACAAAGAGAGCUCUUAUUGAACUUAAAAGUUAGCCUAGCUACUGAGAUCCCCAAUGAACCGCCUGCAGAUGACCCCGAAUCCAUCAGGAUUGUUAUAAAAUUACCAAAUGGAACUCGUUUAGAACGGCGAUUUAGAAAAUCGGACCCCUUAAAAUAUUUAUACUAUUUCGUGUUUUGUAAUGAACAAAGCCCACUGAAAUUUCAAAUCACUACGAAUUUCCCUAGAAAAGAACUGCCUGGAAGUCACCCCACUCUUGAUAAUAAAGAAAACUGUUCUUUAACUUUUGAUAGCGCAGGACUUGGAAAGUCACAAGUUUUUUUUGUACAUGACUUAGAAGCUUAAAUUUCCGAUAUCUUUGUUAUUAACAAAAUUACCAUUUACUCUGGAAAUAAAUUUUUUGCAAAAUUACCAAUAAAUGCUUAUUAACAUGUAAA